Haliotis rufescens (red abalone) is the source of this 611-nucleotide messenger RNA. RefSeq lists its product as uncharacterized. Bases 111 to 611 code for a protein of 166 amino acids. The record is from RefSeq and is a predicted model, not a curated record. Lineage: Eukaryota; Metazoa; Mollusca; Gastropoda; Lepetellida; Haliotidae. The transcript has 6 exons.
CAGAUGACCAACUCCUAGUUUUGCUGAGGCAGAAAAACAGGGGUACAGCUGCAAUUAUUCAACACGUCAACACGAUUUCCUAAUAACUCAUUGAAGUAAUCAAACACAACAUGUGGAAACUCAAACUCCCGACACUGGUGACAUUAGCUGUGUGUUGCUGUGCAGCUGAAUCAGCGUCAUGGAGUGACCGGGCGCCACUGAUCACACAGUAUGGCUGUGAGGGACUGCCUCUAUCCCUGACUUGCCGCAAACCUCCUCCUGGGAGAAUCAUCUGGUUUAAAAUAACUGACACAAAGCAAGUUAUGCAAAUCACACCUGAUCACAGGAUAAAAAUAGACGUGAAAGGAACACUUCAGUUUUCUUCUGUGAAUGUCAAGGAUACUGCAGUAUAUAAGUGCGGUGUCUCGAUAAAGAGUACAAUAACGCUUGGAAGUCCGGUCAACUUGAAAGUCAUAAAAGUUUACACCUCGUUCUGCGAUAAUGAGAUCACCAAAACGGUCGGACAAUCAAAUCCUUCCAGAACCAUCAAGACUAUGUUUGAGAAGGAUCUAUCUGCCGGCAAGCCAGGCAAUCGCUACGCAGUCCACCUCAUCUAUGGAGAAGGGCGAUGA